Messenger RNA from Drosophila takahashii, 1179 nucleotides. RefSeq names its product zinc finger protein Paris-like. Gene Ontology annotation, molecular function: DNA-binding transcription factor activity; RNA polymerase II cis-regulatory region sequence-specific DNA binding; zinc ion binding. Gene Ontology annotation, cellular component: nucleus. The record is from RefSeq and is a predicted model, not a curated record. Gene Ontology annotation, biological process: regulation of transcription by RNA polymerase II. Lineage: Eukaryota; Metazoa; Arthropoda; Insecta; Diptera; Drosophilidae.
ACUUGGCAAGUGCGCAGAACAGAAAAUCCUUUUUGAAUGUCGUCGUGAUAUUAUAAUUUCCCGAACUAUGGAGAAAAUCUGUCGUGUUUGCCUGGGAGGAUCGGAUAACUUGGUGAACAUCUUCGAUGGCAGGCGAAAGACCAGGGUUUCCAUUGCCGAGAUGAUUGCCCAGUGUACCGGCUUUGAAGUGAGACGAGGAGAUCUAUUGCUGGAGACCAUAUGUGCACCGUGUUUGGAGGACGCCAAGAAUGCAUUUUCCAUCAGACAGACCUGCGAGCGGAGCCACCAGUUCUUCUGCCAAGUCAGGGAUGAAGGUAUCGAGGAGGCGCUAUGCUCGUUUAUCGAAGAGGAGGAUUGGGAGUUAUCGGAGGAUGACAAUCCUUCGGAUACCGAAGAUGAUGACAAGGAGAAUGACAGCAAGAAAGUCUCCUACGAGUGUCGUCAGUGCUCGAAGAAGUACGGGAGCAAAGAAGCCUGGGUUCGCCACAUGAGAACCCACUUGGAUGGCGAACCCUCCAUUGCCUGUGAUCACUGCCCCAAGAAGUUUAGACGCAAGGAGCUGCUCAAGAGGCACAUGAACACGCACACGGGAGAACGACCAUAUGGGUGUUCCCAUUGCUCCAAGUCCUUUGCCCAGAGUGCCACUCUGCAGUCGCAUAUCCGAACGCACACUGGCGAACGCCCGUACAAGUGUCCCCAGUGCUCCAAGUGCUUUGUAAAGUCCUCUGAUCUCCGGCGACACAUUCGCACUCAUGAGGACGUACGUCCCCAUAAAUGUACGGAUUGCUCGAAAACUUUUUCUCGGAAGGCACAUCUCCAGGAUCACAUGCGCUGCCACACGGGCGAAAAGCCGUUUCUCUGUUCCCACUGCUCCAAGUCCUUCGCUCACAAUGUCGCACUUCAAGCCCACAUCCGCACUCAUACGGGCGAGCGACCCUACAAGUGUUCCCAGUGCUCGAAGUCCUUCAGGCACAGCACCACGCUCAAGGAUCACAUGCGAACCCACAGCAGGAAAAAGGAAUUCAAGUGCUCGGAGUGCAAGACGUGCUUUACCCAAAAGAAGGGACUCCGCAGACAUCUUCUUAGUCAUAAGAAUUCGGAUCAAUAACAUUUUGAUUUCAAUUUAAAAUCAUUUUAAGAACGUAUGUUUUAAGAAGUAUUUUUUGAAUUAGUUUUUUU